Molecule: messenger RNA, 3123 nt
Organism: Drosophila hydei
Lineage: Eukaryota; Metazoa; Arthropoda; Insecta; Diptera; Drosophilidae
Gene: ppk23
Product: sodium channel protein Nach
Exons: 8
Coding region: 205-1905 (566 amino acids)
Biological process (GO): sodium ion transmembrane transport
Cellular component (GO): membrane
Molecular function (GO): ligand-gated sodium channel activity
Source: RefSeq, a predicted model, not a curated record
UUCAUCAAUGCUUUUUGGGGUCAAUCAAAGUCAGUUGACUAAUGCAUAAACAAUGAAAGGCUUUUAGUGUGACAAUAGCUAAAUGGCCACAACAGAAGGCGAGUUUUACUCAAAAGCGAUUGUGUUGCGGCACAGUUGAUUAGUUGCAAAAGUUGCGUGGCACGUUGCAGGGUUUGGCUCCCGAGCUAUGUUCCUGAAACGAAAAUGCCGUAUGAGAAAAAGGAGCACACGGCUGUGAUGACCUCGCGGCAACGGUUGAUCGAGACUUUGGUCAUCUUUCGUCGCAGCCUCAUUUACCAAACGAAGGAGUUUUUCCAGAACUCAACACUGCAUGGCGUGCGAUACAUUGCGGAGACGGGCCGACCCAUUGGCGAGAAGUUCAUGUGGUUCUGUUUCACCUCGAUUGGUGCUGUCACUGCCCUGGUCAUUAUCAUGAGCCUGUGGGAGAAGUUUCAAACUAAUCCCACCAUUACCGGUCUUGACACGGAUUUUCACAAUCAGAACGUUGUCUUUCCAACGACGGUGGUCUGUCCGGAAACGGCUUACGAUCAUGGUAAAGCGUACGAAGAGGUCUACAAGUCCCUGGCCAAUUACGACGCGGACAAGGCUCAGCAGAUUACGCCCUUUUUGAAUCAGCUUACUUCGCUCAAUUUUGACAAUAUCCGUGAAGCGGGAGUGCUCGCAGAGGGUAUACCUGCGGAGCUGCUGGCGGAGCACACCUUACGCGAUUGGGCCUUUCGAGCGCAAACUCCAUGUGAGAAUACGCUGAAUUCCUGCAAGUAUCGGGACGAGGAUAUUGUCUGCUGCGAUCACUUUCAGCCAAUUUACACGGAACACGGCUUCUGCUACGCCUUCAAUAGUCGCUUCAUGUCAACGGCUACCGAGGACUCUAAGACUGGCCCGCCGCACGAUCUCUAUGAAACGGACAAGAAAUGGGCUCUAUUCUUUCUACCCAACAGCACCUCUCGGAUAUUUAUAUUCUCGAACGAAGAGUACUUUGGCUCCGAUUUCAAUGCCCAAAUCGACUGGACUGACGACCAGUUGGUGGAAGUGCGCAUCUCCAAGAAGAAUACCUACACCACGGACGAUGCCCGCCAGCUGUCGAUUGGCCAACGCAAGUGCAUCUUUAGCGACGAAGUGAAGCUAAACUAUUUCCCAGAUGCCUACACCUUCUCGUCCUGCAUGAAGCAGUGCCGCAUGACCAAGGCCAUAAAGCUGUGCAAAUGCAAUCCGUCCUUCUACAAGCCUAUAUCUAAUGUACCCAUGUGUGCGGUCAAGGACUUUGCCUGCCUUAAUGAAUACAAGCUGAAUAUAACCAACAUUAAGGACUGCCUGCAGUGCGAGCUGAGCUGCUCCAAAACGGUUUUCAACAUAGACAAGCUGAUGAAAUUCAUGGAUCGUGCCGAAGCAUCCGGCGUCCUGGUGGAGUUUCUUACUUGGCCCAUCAUUCGCUACAAGCGUGAGGUGCUCUUCGGCUGGGUGGAUUUGCUGGUCUCCUUCGGCGGCAUCGCAAGUCUGUUUCUUGGCUUCUCGCUGCUCUCCGGCGUGGAGAUCAUUUACUAUUUUACGCUGCGCGCAUGCUGCAUGGUCUAUAAGAAUAGGCAAGAGCUGUAUGAAAUUGAGCAGCGUAUUAGGCACGAGCCGCCGCCAGCCAUUGAUCUACAACUGAAGCUGAAGUCUCACUCGAAGCCGGCGAAUAGCCAAACCUCUUCGGCCGUGUUGCAGGUGCAACCAGCGGAUACGCAAAACGUGGAUCUGUACAGCUUGUCCCGUCAGCGAAAGAGCGAAAAAGACUACUUGAACUACUCGAAGAGCUUGUAUCGCACGCCCAAAGUACUGCCCGAUCAUGGGUAUGCCAGCAGUAAGGACAAAUGGCAAUUCGAUCAUGGACAAUAUCUACCCUGAAACUGAAACAUUCAACUGACCCCGAAUCCCCCCAGACGACUACACGACAGCAGUUAUUGCAGACAAUGGAAUAGGAGAACUUGAACUUCGAGCAAAUGAUAUUACGAUAUCCAAAAAUCCAUACAAAAAUAUUUUUUUUGACAAGCUUUAAAUAUAUAAUGUCAUAUUAGCCUACUAUGCACUGCUUCUACAAAAUACCAAUUUACAAGCCGCUACAUUUAAUCGAUAUACAUAUAUCUUUAUAUAUCCUAAUGGGUUUCAUAUACUUACGUGCACCUCCAACAUAAAUAAUAAACAAUUUUUUUUCCAAUCAAAUACUUACGGCCGUAUAUGCUUUCCCAAUUAAAGAACUUUCGUAUUUAGUUGGCAGCAAGUUCAGUGCACUAUGCCCCCACGGACAGGGGGUAGCAGCAAGAACAGUUACUAACCACCAACGGGAGCGCUGGCUGCAGCUCAGACCCCCCCUCACCAUCAGAGCUGCCUCCGUAAGGCAACCCCAAAAGCCCAACACAAAUGCUAACCCAACUUCCCGUCAACAGCCGAAGUGAAAAGCAUUUUUCAGUUAACAUCGCUGCUGGCUCAUUGUACGCAAGCCCCGACAAACGCCGCCAUCUUCCAGCCCAUGCUUUGUGCAACCCCUUCACUUCAGGCGCCAACAGGUGGAGGAGCCACGGGUAGCGGGCAACGUUCGGUUGUAGUUGUAAUUGCAGUUGUAAGUCGCGUAGUAGUACUCACUGUACUGUGCGACCUCGCCUGCCUGCCAUUCAGGCCUACUUCCCUUCCACCUCCCGCCCACUCCCGGCCGCAGCUGCUGUCGCAUUCGCAUGCCUGGAAAUGAAUGAAAGCCAAAGUCGCCGCAUAGUUUAUUUGUUAAUAUGCGCAUGAAUGGCGGCUUAUUUUCCUAGUGCCGCGUGCUUCACUACGGUAGAGGGCGGCCCAUUCCGCGGCCAGACCGCGGCGGCAGUCCGACUGCCACAGGAGCUGAUCUCUACUCGAGUCCAAAAAAAGUAAAACAAAUAAACCAAAAUUUAAAGUUAAGAGCAUUGACAGUGCAAACAAACAAAAACCAAUGGAGCGAUUGCGCCUGCAAGCGACGACAAUGAAAGGAUGUUAACGGAGGGCGGCAGCAUGUCAACAAUGCGCACACGACCUCCCCUCACGAGCAGCCGCACGCCCACACAGACGCCGACGGGGGCAGAAGGCGACGAGGGGGCAUUG